UAUCAGAUGGGCUCAAAUAAGAGAGCGCUGCUUAACUGCCAUCUAGUGUUGAGAGGAAUUAUUGCAAAUAAAUUAAUGACGAAAAUGGGUAAAAUGUAAACAAAACGUACAUUUCUAUAUUUUGUGACAUCAAGUUUUAAUUUGAAGCUACAUGGGAAAAGUGCAUCAAAAAUGGGUUUUACGUUUUUAGUUUGGACAUCAGAACGCAACAAGGUGGCACAUCUUUGUGUUUCUCAAAACAGUAUUAUGAACAAACUUUAAGAUGUUUUUGUUCAAAUAUUAACUCUUACAUAAUUGGCAUAACGUUUUACCUGUACACUCCCAAAACAAUCCACAUAGCCUAUAGACCUUUUACGUGUUUGCAAACAGAGAUGAAGCAUUUUGUGAGCGGAGCAACUGGUGACAUGGAUCCGGGUUCUGCCGAAGUCUGUUCCCCCUUAUGUUUCCCUUUAGUGAAAUGUUUCUCAUAGCGUUUUCAUCACGUUACGUUUAUUUUUAAAAUAUAUUUAAAGUUUAAAUGGCUUGGCUACUAAGAUGAGAUUUUUUUUUUUUUUCAAAACAUUGUACAGAUAAUAAAAAUGACAAAUUAUAACAAUAACAACAAGAGUAUGAAAAACAAACAAAACAAAACAAUAUAGAACAACUAGGGGGAGGUAUAGGUUAAGUGUGUUAUUCAUAAAUAAUAAUAAAUAGAAUUAUAAGACCUCAAAGAAAGGAAAGGAAUUACAUACAGAACUACUAAGUAAGAUGUGUGCAUGUAUGCGACUUGCAGUGACGUAACUGUGACGUCUACUCGCAAAAGGUCUAUUAGCACGACUGCACCUGUUUACCCCCAUUUAGUUGUUGAAUUCAGUCAGUAAUUUCCCAAAUUGGAUUUUUAUGCGCAGCUUUUAAACUCCGGUUUAUGAGGUUAAAAAGAGAAGAUGCAUUACACCCCUGUCACUUUCUUAGCAUGCUUGAGCCUAUUACCUCUAGUGUAUGGAGGUAAAGUGUUGGUAUUUCCAGCAGAUGGAAGUCACUGGGUGAACAUGAAGUUUCUUAUUGAAGAAUUACACGCAAGGGGCCACAAUGUGACUGUCUUGAGAUCAUCAAAUAGCUGGUAUAUCAAGGAAGAGUCUCCGUUUUACACCUCAAUAACUGUAAAUGACGAAAAUACUUUUUUAGAGUUACUCAACACAUUUACAAGAGAGAUUCUGGUCUUCAGACGACAGAAACAUUUUUUAUGGACUCAUCUCAUGCUGCUUAUAAAGGCUGGAAAGGUUUUUGAAGAGAUGCAUCGGAAUGAGCUUGCUAUGAUGGGAAAUAUAUUUGAAAAUCAAACUUUAAUGGAUUCAAUCCACGAUGCAAAGUAUGACCUUGUUCUGACAGAUCCAUCCUUAGGAAGUGGAGUGUUCCUGGCCCACCGCCUCAGUCUGCCACUUGUAUUAAAUGCACGUUGGACCAUGCAUGGUGAAGCACACUUUGAUAUAGCUCCUUCACCUCUGUCUUAUGUUCCUGUACCAGGAGUGGAGCUUACGGAUAAAAUGACUUUUAGUCAAAGAGUGCUGAAUGUAAUGACAUACAUUAUUCAACAAACUUUUAAAUCCAGGUUGGUCAUCCCACACUACCACUCCUUCUGUAACAAGUACUUCGGUGAAGAAAUUCAUUACACUUCCCUCCUUCAAAAUGCAGAUAUCUGGCUAAUGAGAAAUGAUUUUAUCUUUGAGUUUCCACGACCCACAAUGCCGAAUGUCAUCUAUAUGGCCGGCUUCCAGUGCAAACCUGCAAAGCCACUUCCAGCUGACCUUGAAGAAUUUGUGCAGAGCUCUGAAGAGCAUGGAGUCAUCAUCAUGUCUUUGGGAACUGUUUUUGGUCAGCUUCUGAGUGAAUUAAAUGAUGAAAUUGCUGCAGCUUUUGCCCAGCUUCCCCAAAAAGUUAUCUGGAGGCACACAGGACCACGGCCUGCCACCCUUGGUAAUAAUACUUUGAUUGUGGACUGGUUCCCUCAGAAUGACUUACUUGGACAUCUAAAAACUAAAGUAUUUGUGGCACAUGGAGGCACCAAUGGACUUCAGGAAGCCAUCUACCAUGGGGUGCCUAUUGUGGGUCUUCCUUUAGCUUUUGAUCAACCUGACAAUCUCUCCAGGAUGCAAGCAAAGGGUACAGCAAAAGUUGUAGAUAUUUCAACUGUUGACAGGACCAUAUUUUUAGAUGCAUUAAAGGAGGUCUUGUAUAAUACAUCUUACAGAGAAAACAUGCAGAGACUGUCAAGACUUCACCAUGAUCAGCCAAUGAAACCUCUUGAUCGUGCCGUAUUCUGGAUUGAGUUUGUCAUGAGGAACGGUGGAGCUCCUCAUUUACGAACACAAUCUUUCAGAAUGUCCUGGAUUUCUUACCACUCAAUAGAUGUUAUUUUGACUUUAAUGGUGGCUAUUUUUAUGUUUUUAUUUGUGACUGUUUACAUAAUUAGAUAUUUCUGUCUGAUUUUACUCAAGAAGAAAGUAAAACGUGAGUAAUGUUUGACAUUUCAGUUAACUCUAUUUUCUAAUUUAGAUAACAUGUUAUUUUUAUAAAUUUAAAUUAAAAUACUUUAACUGGAUUUGUAAUUGGUGUAACAGCAUUUUAGUCAAAAGAAUGAGAUUACUGUAAAAGUAAGUAUAAUUAAUAUAUUUAAAGUGUGCUUCAAUUAAAGCUUACAGAUUUGUACAUGUUGUACUCAUUGUCCAUAU
Messenger RNA from Misgurnus anguillicaudatus (oriental weatherfish), 2708 nucleotides. Its product is annotated as UDP-glucuronosyltransferase 2A2. Gene Ontology annotation, molecular function: UDP-glycosyltransferase activity. The record is from RefSeq and is a predicted model, not a curated record. Lineage: Eukaryota; Metazoa; Chordata; Actinopteri; Cypriniformes; Cobitidae.